ACGUCGGAGUCCCACAAACAAGGCGAUGUGACUGCUCAAUCCGUGUUCGUGUUUUUAUCUUAAAUUAGUGUCUUUUUUUUUGUUUUGCUCUUCUUUAGUUGCUACACUGUUCUGUCUCAUGACAUAACAAAUAUUAACUCCUCGCUGCGCUUGUAAGCUUCUCACUGAAGGCUGCUUUAUUAGCUUGCUAGCUGCGAACAAAGACGCGUUUGUUAGCAGCGCAUGCUAGCAAGGCUAACAUGUCGACAAGAGAAUGAAUGCUGAGAGCGUUCCGAGAACGUCAAUGAACUGCGACUGGUGAAGAAGCAAACGGGAAGAAUGAUAGCCGAGUACGAGGAGGACCUUUUUGCAGCCAGAGAGGAGAACGCGCGACGGCGCCGCUGCGUGUUGCACACAGCAGGUCUCCGUGAAGAAGGCGUUUCUCCUAAGGAACAGCGGGAGUGGACCUCCAGGGUGGAGCAGCGGGAGCCAGAGCCCCCCCACAUUAAAGAGGAAGAAGAUGAACACAGCAUCGAUGAGGAGGGAGAGCAGCAUGACAGGCUGGACUUCCCGGUGAUUCAUGUCAUUGUGAAGAGUGAAGACGACGAAGACGAGCCUCACUCCUCCCAGCUUCGUCGCGGUGACGGUGAGGAGAGAUCACAAGCAGACAGCCUCAUAGCUCCACUGUCAGAGAGUGAGGACACGCAGUCACACUCUCCUGUCACUGAUGAUGACGAACACUCUAAAGGUUAUAGGACAUGUCAUACGGACAACAAACACUUGACGUGUUCCGUUUGUGGGAGAAGCCUUUAUGACAAGAAAACGUUGAAAGUCCACAUGAGGACGCACACGGGAGAGAAACCUUUCGUCUGCUCAGUUUGCGGUAAAACGUUCGCUCAGAGGGGUAAUUUGAUCAAACACACUAGAACGCACACCGGAGAGAAACCCUUCACCUGUCCGUACUGCGGCACGAGUUUCAGCGACAGUUCGACAUUAGUGAAGCACAUGAGGAGACACACUGGCGAGAAACCUUUUAGCUGCUUGGUGUGCGGUGAAAGAUUCACCCGGAAGUCCAAUUUGACGACGCACACAAGGACACACACCGGAGAGAAACCUUUUGCAUGCUCAGUGUGCAGCAUUAUGUUCAGCGACCGUUCGUCGCUGAAUAAACACAUGAGAACGCACACGGGAGAGAAACCUUUCAGCUGCUCAGUGUGCGGUCAGAGAUUCACUCAGAAGGGACACAUGACGACACACACGAGAAGACACACCGGAGAAAAACCUUUUGUCUGCUCGGUCUGCCACACCAGUUUCAGCGACCGCUCAACUUUUGUCCGGCACAUGAGAAGACACACUGGACAGACACGUUUGCCUGCCACUGAGGAAACGCGAAAUUGAAAUGUCACAUUUGUCAACACACACCUGGUGAGGCAGUGUUGAGUUGCAGUGUGUGUAUUCAACGAUUGUCUUGUACACUACUCACAAAACGUUUUGCAUAUUGGGCUUCAUGGUGAAAUUUCCAGGAUGAACCUAAAAUGCCUUAUACAGUGAUACCUUGAUUUACAAGUGUCCCAGCUUUCGGGUUUUUUUUAGUUACGAGAUGUCGAUUUUUAUUUAUUUUUUGCUUUGUGUUGCAAGCCAAAAUUUGAGUUACAAACGAAUUUCAAAUACUACAUCACACACGGCAUUACCAGAUAACUAGCAACCCUUUAUUGCUCAGUAACUGUUUUUCUCAAUGUCUUUAUGUCUCCAAAGUGUUCUCUGUCAGUUGACUGUCUGUUGUCGUAGUAGAGCGGCUCCAACUACCGCAGACAAAAUCCUUGUGUGUUUUUUGGACAUACUUGGCAAAUAAAGAUGAUUCUGAUUCUGAUGUAAUGCUUUCGCAUGUGGGUAAGGAACUCCACGAUCACCGAUGCACUUUCAGCCGUCUAUUGAUGAGGGACAAACAUUCAAACACAAAUACGCAAAGAGGAUGCGAGCAAGCAGCUGCUGUAGGCCACAUCUCACCCCCGGGCACUUACGUGCAACUGUUACAUCCACCCCAAAAUACUACAGUGCGCACAGUACUUUUUUUCCAUGGGACAAUUUUUUUUUGUUACCUUUUUUUUGCAGCGUCCAGUAGUUGAUGUUGGUGCUACUUCUCCUCUUUUGUUGCAGGACGUUCGUCCACAUACUCUGUCGUUCUCGCGCACAUUUUCACACAAUACUCGCAACACUUUACACUCGCACUUGAAUUUUGCGUUGCAAUUUCAGUAUUGAUCAAUAAAUGUGUUUGCUGACGGCUAGCGGGCUAAGCUAUCUUGAGAAGCUUCAACGUGUACCGAGACAAUCCUAUCCUGACACAAAAACUUUUUACCCUAGUAAAGCAAUGAUGGAUGUACUGUGAUGAAGGUUCAGUACGUUGAGUACUAGUUCAGGAAGAAUUUUUUUUUUUUUUUUAGUGAAGCGUAUGUGCAAUAAAAAUUGCACUGCAAUUAUCCAUGGAUUUUAGCGGUCCACUGUACACUGAAAAAAGUCGCUUGAAUUUAUUUUAUCCUAACAUGUACAUCACUUGCACAUGGUUCAAAUGUGUUAAACUAACAUAUAUUAUUCCAAUAUUUGAGGAGCAAAUGUCAGUUUACCAUAUUUUAAUCAUGUGCAAAUGAUAGUGUGCUACUGUUCAACUCUGCGUCAGAGAACAGCAAGUUAUGCAAAAAGUACUGAAACAUUGAAAAGUUGAACAUUUGCAUUCAAACGUUUAGAGACACCAAAUUAAGUUCACCUCUAAAGGUUACAGUGCAUUUUUGGUUCAUCCUGAAAUUUCCCCCCCCCGAAGCCCAAUAUCCCUAACUUUUGGUGACUCUUGUUGGCAUCAAGAAACCGUCUGUAAGUGUCGCUUGUGGAAAAACGGCAGCUGUCAGUCAAGUGGCAGCACAGACGGUUGCUUUGGUCAUGUGAUUAGACGAGUGUGUACAGUCUGUGACGAUGUCAAAUAUGAAAUGAUGUUAGUGUUAAAUUUCAUAGCCAAAUUCUUGUGCUCGCGCAUAUUUCCUCAAACAGGGUCUGCUAGGACUACUGGGGAUAUUGUAUUUCCCAGUAACCAAGUGGUUAGUACAUCUGCCUCGAAGUUCUGUGGUUCAGGGUUCGAAUCUGAGCUGCGACCUUUGUGUUUUUUUUCCCCAUGCUUCCAUGGGUUUUAUCCAGGUACUCCGACUUCCUCCCACAUUCCAAAAAAAAUGCUUGGUGGUUUCUUUAAAUUCUCUAAAUUGUCCAUAGGUGCGAAUGGUUGUUUUUUUUAAUGUGCCCUGCGAUUGGCUGGCGACCAGUCCGGGGUGUACCCCAUCUCAUGGGAGAGGUUGCAGCUCAGUUGUGACCCUGAUGAGGCCAUGCGCCAUUUUGGUUUAUUAGGGUUAUUUAAAAAACGGAAUGUGGCGACUAAUAAUUGAGUAACUGGCAGAAGGCUUUACAGAUACCACAUGCAGUGGGGCAAAAAAGUAUUUAGUCAGCCACCAAUGGUGCAAGUUCUCCCACUUAAAAAGAUGAGGGAGGCCUGUAAUGUUAUAUAUAUAUAGGUAUACCUCACCUAUGAGAAACAAAAUGAGAAAAAAAAAUCCAGAAAAGCACAUUGUCUAAUUUUUAAAGAAUUUAUUAGCAAAUUAUGGUGGAAAAUAAGUAUUUGGUCACCUACAAACAAGCAAGAUUUCUGGCUCUCACAGGCCUGUAACCUCUUCUUUAAGAGGCUCCUCUGUCCUUCACUCGUUACCUGUAUUAAUGGCACCGGUUGGAUUUUGUUAUCAGUAUAAAAGACACUUGUCCACAACCUCAAACAGUCCCACUCCAAAGUCCAUUAUGGCCAAGACCAAAGAGCUGUCAAAGGACACCAGUAACAACAUUGUAGACCCGCACCAGGCUGGGAAGACUGAAUCUGCAAUAAGUAAGCAGCUUGGUGUGAAGAAAUCAACUGUGGGAGCAAUUGUUUGAGAAUGGAAGACAUGCAAGACCACUCAUAAUCUCCCUCGAUCUGGGGCUCCACGCAAGAUCUCACCCCGUGGGGUCAAAAUUAUCACAAGAACGGUGAGCAAAAAUCCCAGAACCACACAGGGGGGACCUAGUGAAUGACUUGCAAUCUGUAACGGACUACGCCGCCAGGGACUCAAAUCCUGCAGUGCCAGACGUGUCCCCCUGCUUAAGCCAGUACAUGUCCAGGCCCGUCUGAAGUUUGCCAGAGAGCAUUUGGAUGAUCCAGAAGAGGAUUGGGACAAUGUCAUAAGGUCAGGUGAAACCAAAAUAGAACUUUUAGAAAAUCUUUGGAGGGAGUGGAAAGUCUGUGUUGCCCAGCGACAGCCCCAAAACAUCACCGCUCUCGAGGAGAUCUGCAUGGAGGAAUGGGCCACAAUACCAGCAACAGUGUGUGAAAACCUUGUGAAGACUUACAGAAAACGUUUGACCUCUGUCAUUGCCAACAAAGGGUGUAGAACAAAGUAUUGAGAUGAACUUUUGUGAUUGACCAAAUACUUAAUUUCCACCAUCAUUUGCUAAUAAAUUCUUUAAAAAUUAGACUGAUUUUCUGUUAUUUUUUUCUUCUUCUCAAGUGAGGCCUAUGAUUCCAGGCCUCUCUCAUCUUUUAAGUGGGAGAACCUGCACAAUUGGUGGCUGACUAAAUACUUUGUUGCCCCACUGUAAGCACGGCCAUUGCUGUGUGUUAAGGUAAUUAUGUAUUGUUGUUGUUAUCAGAUGUCAUUUUAAAGAUAAUGAAAUCCACCUCGUGGCACCACUGACUUGAGAUAUACUGAAUUGUGUUUGUAAUGGUUAGUUUUUUGCCUGUGGACGUAGACCCAGACAUGAUGAAAUUGUGUCUUCAAUAUAGAUAUAAUGUGCUCACGAAAUACUAACGUGGGGUAAAUAUCAUUCCCGUGGACAACUUGGACGUCGGGGUAAGCAAAUGGAGUGCACCUUCGCUAGACACUGCAAUACCGUUCCUGUUUAAAUCUAUAUUCUGGCUAAAAUGUAACAUUUUUUGCUCCAUGUCAUGUCUGGGCCUUUGUACUUGUGUAAUAUAUUUUAAUUGCAAUAGAGGAGCUACGAUUACGUAUAUUUUUAUUAAAAGAUUGGCAGACUUUUACAUAAGCACAACUUAGUUAUGUGAUAAACAAUAAUGACUUUAAAGUUCUUAAUAAAUGUCAAUGCUCUGUGAUAGUUACAAUGUGAAGUAUACAGAAUGUUGUCAAUGUUGUGCCUAAAAGGAAUAAUAAAUGCAAUUGCUUGA
Molecule: messenger RNA, 5224 nt
Organism: Phyllopteryx taeniolatus (common seadragon)
Lineage: Eukaryota; Metazoa; Chordata; Actinopteri; Syngnathiformes; Syngnathidae
Product: gastrula zinc finger protein XlCGF17.1-like
Exons: 2
Coding region: 319-1377 (352 amino acids)
Biological process (GO): regulation of transcription by RNA polymerase II
Cellular component (GO): transcription regulator complex; PcG protein complex
Molecular function (GO): DNA-binding transcription factor activity, RNA polymerase II-specific; RNA polymerase II cis-regulatory region sequence-specific DNA binding
Source: RefSeq, a predicted model, not a curated record